This is a messenger RNA of Nicotiana attenuata, 1724 nucleotides long. Its product is annotated as IQ domain-containing protein IQM4-like. The record is from RefSeq and is a predicted model, not a curated record. The transcript has 7 exons. Bases 83 to 1528 code for a protein of 481 amino acids. Lineage: Eukaryota; Viridiplantae; Streptophyta; Magnoliopsida; Solanales; Solanaceae.
AGUCAGACACAUCAUUUCUGAAAAACUUCAAUAUUCUUCAACAGAAAAAACAAAAGAAAUUUUUUGGUUCGUCAACUGAAAGAUGACAGUGAUGAGAGAAAAUGGUUUUAAAGGAAGAGAAUCAGAAACCAUAAUACAAUCAAAUGGGGUUGAUAAGAUGUCAAGAAAGAAUACAAUAAAUGUUAGAAAUUGUGAGCCAAUCAAACUGAUGCUUGAGACAACACUUUCAUUCAAGAAUCUGGUUCAAGAAACUAAGGCAAAAUCAGAUGAAGUUUCCUUUCCUGAGCCUGCAAUUAUGUUUUCUCCUCGACCAGUUAGUGAGCUUGAUGCUGCAGCUGUUAAGCUUCAAAAAGUAUAUAAGAGUUAUAGGACAAGAAGAAAUCUGGCUGAUUGUGCUGUUGUGGUUGAAGAAUUAUGGUGGAAGGCAUUAGAUUUUGCAGCUCUAAAGAGAAGUUCUGUUUCAUUUUUCAAUGAUGAGAAGCCAGAAACUGCUGUUUCAAGGUGGGCAAGAGCACGUACUAGAGCUGCUAAAGUUGGAAAGGGAUUGUCCAAAGAUGAAAAAGCUCAAAAAUUGGCUCUGCAGCAUUGGCUAGAAGCUAUUGAUCCACGACAUCGGUAUGGACACAACUUGCAUUUCUACUAUGAUUUGUGGUUUGAGAGUGAAAGCUCUCAGCCUUUCUUCUACUGGUUGGAUGUUGGAGAUGGGAAAGAAAUAAAUCUAGAGAAAUGUCCUAGGACAAAAUUACACCAUCAAUGCAUCAAAUAUCUUGGACCAAAGGAGCGCGAAUCAUAUGAAGUAGUUAUUGAGAAUGGGAAGCUUGUAUAUAAACAAAAUGGAGAUUUUAUUCAGUCAGUAGAGGGUUCAAAGUGUAUAUUUGUUCUUAGCACAACAAGAACAUUAUAUGUAGGACAAAAGCAAAAAGGCACAUUUCAACAUUCAAGUUUUCUAUCUGGUGGUGCUAUCACUGCAGCUGGUAGACUAGUUGCUCAUGCUGGAAUUCUAGAGGCUAUUUGGCCAUAUAGUGGUCACUAUCACCCAACUGAAGAAAACUUCAGGGAAUUCAUUAGCUUUCUUGAAGAGCACAACGUCGACCUUACAAACGUUAAGAGAUGUGCAGUUGAUGAUGACUAUCAUUCAUUCAAUGUUAGCAACGAGGGCUCAAAUCGCCAAUCACAUGUGCAUCCUUCCAUUACCAAAGACUCUGAACAAAGAAGCACAUACGUCAACAAGAAACCGGAGGACAUUAUCAUCAAUGAGAAGGCACCAACAUUUAGCUUCGCUAAACAUUUGUCCAACAAAUGGACAACUGGAACUGGACCGCGUAUUGGUUGUGUUAGAGAUUACCCUACAGAAUUACAAUUCCGAGCACUUGAACAAGUUAAUUUAUCGCCUCGGGUGGCCAAUGUAGGCUUCAAUUUCUCUGGUCCAAUCCCCUCACCAAGACCAAGUCCAAAUAUCAGGCUUUCUCCUAGGAUUGCACAUAUGGGACUGCCUAGUCCUCGGACUCCUAUUUCAGCACCUAACUAAGCAACAUUUGAACCAAAUGAAGCACAUCUAGUGCAACUAGACAGGAGGAGAUGGGAGGGAUAAAACUAACUCAAAUCUUUAAUUUAUUUGUUCAUUCAUGUUUGUAUUUACUAGAUGGCUUCAUUGAGCCAAAGCAAAUAGUAUUUUAUGUAAAUUUUGAGGUAAUAAUUUGAUUAAUUUUCAAUACUUUUCAUUC